Messenger RNA from Amblyraja radiata (thorny skate), 4274 nucleotides. It is a transcript of the gene map3k15, whose product is annotated as mitogen-activated protein kinase kinase kinase 15. NCBI's taxonomy places the organism in Eukaryota, Metazoa, Chordata, Chondrichthyes, Rajiformes, Rajidae. The record is from RefSeq and is a predicted model, not a curated record. Gene Ontology annotation, molecular function: ATP binding; MAP kinase kinase kinase activity. Bases 1 to 3939 code for a protein of 1312 amino acids. Gene Ontology annotation, biological process: MAPK cascade; protein phosphorylation; cellular response to stress. The transcript has 28 exons.
AUGAACAGAAACAACUCGUCCUAUUGCCUCUUGUCUGAGAUGGGCCAGGGGCCAGGGGGUUGCGGGGAUCAGGCGGGCGGCAGAGGGGGAGCGGGACAGCGGCAGGCUGCCGUCGCUGGUGGUGGGGGCUUGGAGCCGGCGGCAGUGCCCCGGUCGCGGUGUCUGCGGGCGGUCUGCGUGCUCAACGAGACGGCCAAGCCCCAGAGCACAGAGUGGGGUGCACUGCAGUGCCUGGAGCGGGCAUGUCGGAACCAGGACACCGAGCUCACCAUCCUCCCCUUCGGCCAACUCGACUUCGGGGAGACGCCGGUCCUCGACUCCUUUUACCAUGCAGACAUUGCGGUGGUGGACAUGACUGAUGUUUUCAGACAACCAACACUCUUCUAUCAUCUGAGCAUACGAGAGAGCUUCAGUAUGACAAACAACAUCGUUCUCUACCACAACACUGACCUGAAAGGUGCCCAGUCACUUAAGGCUACAAGUGGCAGUUAUCACUUUAUCCCCUACGUGACAACCACAAAUGAUGACUUCCUGUGCUGUGAAAAUGAUGUUCAACGAAGAGCCUCUGAGUACUUGCAGCCAAACUGGGACAACCUUCUGGGACCCUUCUGCCAGCCAUUAGUGGAGAAACUGAUCAGUCUUCUGAAAGAUAUUGACAUUACCACAAGCACGUAUUUGAAGGAUACUCUGCUGAGUGACAUUAGAAAAGCACGAGAGAAGUACCAAGGGGAAGAGUUGGCCAAGCAGCUAUCUGCCAUAAAGUUGCGUAUGGAAAGCACGGAGGUCAUUACACCUGACGUUAUCACAAACCUCCUUUUCUCUUACAGAGAUAUCCAGGAUUAUGAUGGCAUGGUGAAGUUGGUGGAAACACUGAAGGAGCUGCCGACCUGUGACCUGACUGAACAGCACAGCAUCGGCUUUCAUUAUGCCUUUGCACUGAACAGGAGGAAUCAACAGGGUGACAGAAAGAAAGCCUUAAGAGUGAUGCUGGAAGUCUUGGCGUCGUUUGACAAACCUGCCCCCGACAUGUACUGCCUGUGUGGAAGAAUUUACAAAGAUCUCUUUCUCGACUCAUACUGCAAGGAUGCAACCAGCCGAGACAAUGCCAUAGAAUGGUACCGCAAGGGCUUUGAGUUGCAACCAACCCUGUACUCUGGCAUUAAUUUGGCAGUCCUUCUAAUCGCCACUGGUCAGCAGUUUGAAAACUCAAUGGAGCUGAGAAAAAUUGGUGUGAGACUGAACAGUCUGCUGGGGAGAAAAGGGAGUCUGGACACGAUGAACAGCUACUAUGAUGUGGGCCACUUCUUCACAGUCAGCAUGUUGGCUAAAGACAUCAACAAGGCUGUUCUGGCAGCAGAGAAACUCUUCAAACUCAAGUCUCCUUUCUGGUACUUGAGGUCCAUGGUUCAGAACCUCAUGUUACUGCAGCAAUUCCAGAAGAUCAGCAAUGACCAUUCCCCCAAACAAGAGUGUCUCAACUUCUGGAUGGACAUCAUAGUGGAAGCAACGGAGACCAAUAGAAAUGGUCUACGUUUCCCAGUUCUUAUUCUAGAGCCAACCAACGUCUAUCAACCAUCCUAUGUAUCAGUAAAUAGUGAAGCAGAUGAGAAGACGAUCUCCAUAUGGCAUGUCUCCUCUGAGGAAGUGAAGGGGAUUCAUGAAUGGAAUUUUACACCUUCAUCCAUCAAAGGAAUAAGCAUAUCCAAAUGCGACGAGCGCUGCUGCUUCCUCUAUGUCCAUCGCAACUCUGACCAUUUUCAGAUCUACUUCUCCACAGAGGCUCAGUGCAGCAGGUUUUGCCAUUUGGUAAAGGAAAUUAAUGAUGAAGCAGCAAGCAGUGCGGAACUGGAGGGUGAUGCAGAGGGAGACACACUGGAGUAUGAAUAUGAGUACGAAGAGUCUGAAGAACGGGUAGUGUUGGGGAAAGGCACAUGUGGAGUGGUCUAUGCUGGACGAGAUCUCAGCAAUCAAGUGAGGAUAGCUAUCAAAGAAAUACCAGAGAAAGAUAGUAGAUACUCCCAACCUCUCCAUGAAGAGAUAGUGUUACACAAAUACCUGAAGCACCGGAAUAUUGUCCAGUACCUUGGUUCGGUUUCGGAAAAUGGCUACAUCAAGAUCUUUAUGGAGCAAGUACCAGGAGGGAGCCUUUCUGCACUCAUCAAAUCAAAAUGGGGUCCUUUGAAAGAUAAUGUGUCUACCAUUGUGUUUUACACCAGACAGAUACUGGAGGGCCUACUCUAUCUUCAUGAGAACCAGAUUGUGCACCGAGACAUCAAGGGAGACAAUGUUCUUGUGAACACAUAUAGUGGUGUGGUGAAGAUUUCAGAUUUUGGAACAUCGAAGCGAUUGGCAGGAGUGAACCCUUGCGCUGAAACAUUUGCAGGCACAUUACAGUACAUGGCUCCUGAGAUUCUGGACAAGGGUCCCCGAGGUUAUGGUGCCCCAGCUGAUAUUUGGUCUCUGGGUUGUACUAUCAUUGAAAUGGCAACCGGCAAACCACCCUUCUACGAAUUAGGAGAGCCUGAAGUAGCUAUGUUCAAGGUCGGGAUGCUUAAGAUCCAUCCUGAGAUCCCAGAUUCGAUGCCAGCUGACGCCAAGUCCUUCAUUCUGCACUGCUUUGAGCCUGAUCCUUUGAAGCGAGCUACAGCCGCCGAGCUGCUGAAGGACCCCUUCCUCAGGAAGACACACAGGUGCAAGAAGAAUAAAAUUGCCUUCAAGCUAACCGAGUCCAGUCGAAGCAUCUCUCUUCCCAUCUUGGAUGAAAACUGGGGUAGCAGUGGCAGUGACCACGGGUCAGUGUCACCAGACUUCGACACCAAACACGAUGCGUUCUUCGAGAAAAACGGAAGGCCAAAUUCAGACCAUCCGACCAGGGCUCUGGGAUCUCCUUUACUGAGUCUGCCUGAUGAGACUUCAUCCACGGAAGAUCGGAGCAGUCCCGUUUCCUCUGAUGAGAUAGACACAAGCCUCUUCCUGCUAAAGAAAGACAGCAAGCGCAGAUCCAUUCUCUACAAAAUUUUGAAUGCAGACCAGGAUCGGGUUGUUUCCAACCUGCGCGAAAGCCUGCAGCAGGGGCAUGAAGAGCUGAAGCUAUCAGUUGACCACCUAAAGCAGAUAAUCGGCAUCCUGCGGGAUUUCAUUCGCUUCCCCGAGCGGAGAGUGAUGGCCAGCACCAUCUCCAAACUCAAAUUGGACUUGGAUUUUGACAGCAUCUCCAUAUACCAGUUUCAGUUGGUUUUGUUUAGUUUUCAGGAUGCGGUUAAUACGGUACUGCGACACCAUCACAUCAAGCCCCACUGGAUGUUUGCAAUGGACAACAUCAUCCGCCGUGCAGUUCAAGCUGCAGUAACUAUCCUCAUUCCAGAGCUGCGUGCUCACUUUGGCCCUGCCUCCGAGGGUGAAGCGGCAGACAAAGAUGGAGAUGAGGUGGAAGAUCCUGUAUACCAACCGAGGGCACUUCCCCAAAACAAGGAGCAUCCCUUAACCUCAGCUGCAAGCACUUCCAGUUCCGCCACAUCACCAGGUCUACGAGAGUCUCUGAGCGUGCAGCUGGGGCAACUGAGACAGGCGUCAAACAGACUUUUGGAGGAGUUAGUGCAGAAGGAAAAAGUGUAUCAGAAGCUGCUUCAACAAACAAUCGAGCAGAGAGACCAGGAUCUGUCCAAACUUCAGUUAAAACCCAAACCAACAGGUGCAUUGUCUGUACCAGCGGCACAGCCUCCUGCACACCACGCACUGGAUCAGCAACUCGUCAGCUGGCUGAAAGAGCAAGGAGCAGACCCAGAGGUUAUAAACAGGAUCUGUGAAGAAGGCUACGUGUUAUCUGACCUUCUCAAACAUGUUACUAAAGAUGAUUUGCGAUGUCUACAACUCGGAGGAGGAACUAUUUGUCGACUGUGGAAUGCCAUAUUGAAAUUUAGAAAAAAUGCUAAGGACUGAACAAGUGAAAAUGAAAAAUAUGCAAUCCAGCCUUUUCAAAGUGUUAUUUUAUAAGAAUGACUAAAGCUGCUACUCUCCUAAGGGUAAAUGUGUAUGUACUGAAGCAUUUACUGCUCUUGAGAUAGUCUAUAACUUCUGUGUGCUUAGCUGCACUGAUAUUCAUCAUGGACAUAGUAGGUGAAUCUUGCACUCAAAGCUGACUUAUUUAAGUACAAUUGUUCCCUGUCAUUUCUGGGGGGUUGCUUAGUGGGGCUGUAUGGGUGAACUCAGAAAUAAAGUGAGUGAUCACUUUGAUGGGAUUGUACUGUAGGUCCCUGAGCGCAGGAAUUAGAGGA